AUGUCAUCUAAUGAUAGACGGAAUUCAGAAUCUCAGGCUUCCUCCGAGGAAGACUACAAUAUGCUCUCUACGCCGGCCCCAAGUCCUUCCGGACCUUGUGUGGGGAUCGCGAACGAUAGUGAUAAUACUACUUCGUCGUCAAAACGGUCGAAAAUCAGUAGCGGUAGUACAGUUGGCGAGGAGGCAUCACAUAGCAUUGCUUCGAAAAGCAGCAGUGAGACACAAUACUCCUUUAAAAUCAACCCACCUCCCACUGAUAGACCUGUACGUAUAUACUGUGAUGGAAUAUACGAUUUGUUCCACUUCGGGCACGCGCGUUCCCUGGAACAAGCAAAGAAAUCGUUUCCCAAUGUCUACUUGCUUGUCGGUGUAUGUUCCGACGAAAUAACGAAUCAGAAAAAAGGAAAAACGGUGAUGAAUGAGGAAGAAAGGGUCGAAUCGGUGAGGCAUUGUAGGUGGGUGGAUGAGGUGAUUCCUAACGCGCCUUGGGUGGUUGAUCAGGAAUUUUUGGAUAAACAUCAGAUUGACUACGUCGCACACGACGAUAUUCCAUAUUCUUCGGAUGACUGUGCAGACGUGUACGAGUUCGCAAAAAAGGAGGGCAAAUUUCUCCCCACGCAGAGGACCGAGGGAAUAUCGACAUCGGACAUAAUAACCCGUAUAGUGCGAGACUACGACCAGUAUGUGAGACGUAAUCUCGAAAGGGGUGUCUCUCCGAAAGAUUUGAAUCUCGGAUUUUUGAAAGAAAAAGAGUUUCAUGUUAAAAAAUCCAUAUCGGAAAUUCGUUCGUCCAUUCACAAGAACUGGUCGGGCACAAAAAUGGAAUUAAGCAACGACAUAGAAAAUGUUGUGGAUAAAAUUUUCCGCCGGCGGCCUCGCAGAACGUUGACCAACGGAUCGGAAGAAGAAUCAAAUAGAAACGGCUCAUCUGACGAGGAUCAUCUGGAACGAUCGAGAAGCGUUUCUCCGGUGAGAAGGGUUAUCGACUUUAUCACGAGAGAUAACAGACAAAAGCAGAAGGAUCAAUAG
This is a messenger RNA of Acaulospora colombiana, 1029 nucleotides long. The record is from the annotation of a GenBank genome assembly. Lineage: Eukaryota; Fungi; Glomeromycota; Glomeromycetes; Diversisporales; Acaulosporaceae.